This is a messenger RNA of Saccoglossus kowalevskii, 1095 nucleotides long. RefSeq names its product melatonin receptor type 1C-like. The record is from RefSeq and is a predicted model, not a curated record. Gene Ontology annotation, biological process: G protein-coupled receptor signaling pathway. NCBI's taxonomy places the organism in Eukaryota, Metazoa, Hemichordata, Enteropneusta, Harrimaniidae. Gene Ontology annotation, molecular function: G protein-coupled receptor activity. Gene Ontology annotation, cellular component: membrane.
AUGGAAGAAAUUGAUUCAAAUUACUCGCUUGUUCAUUAUAAUCAAAGCCUGGUGGGCAUACAUGGCAGAACAACGUCACCAAAUUUGAUAAUCAAAGCAAUAUCGGUUGCGUUAUUGAUCGCCACAAUCAUCGUCGGCACUGUUGGCAACUCUCUUGUGAUAGCAUCUAUAACUAUGUUUAAGCGACUGCGCUCGCCAUUCAACGUUCUCAUCGGCGGGCUCUGUGUUUCUGAUUUCACGACUUGCACCUUCAUGACGUCACUCACAAUAAUUGCGUACGUCACGGAUGGCAACUUGUUUGGUUAUCAUGACAACAGUCCGAGAGGCAACUGGCUAUGUAAACUAUAUGGGUGUGUCUUCCUCCAGAGCGGCGGGGCAUCAAUAUUCUGCAUGACUGCUAUCGCAAUCAACCGAUACCUGACCGUAUGCCGAAAAAAUAACAAUGCUCUACGUUUGACGGUGAAAAACAAUGUCAUGGUCGCCACUGCUUGCCAUUUAACAGCGGUCGUGUUCAGUAUUCUGCCACUUUUCAAUUUUUCAAAUUACAAAUACAGCUACAAUGAACGCAUAUGCUUAAUAGAUCGUACAGGACUGGGAUUCUAUUACCUUAUAUGCCUUUCCAUCGCCACCGGACUUCUACCUCUACUCGUUAUAGGGUAUUGUUACGCGCAUCUAUGGUUUAAAGUUUAUCAAAGCAGACGCCAGGUGCACUCUAUCGCAACAAGCAACCAACGGAUGUCCAGCAAAGAAAUCGCUAUUACGAAAACCGUCUUUUCUGUUUUUCUAUCUUAUAUUAUGUUUAUAUCCCCCUAUCAGUUUGUCGUAACGUUUGUCCUCAGCAGAGAGCCUCCGUUCGGUCUGGCGGUUUUGUUUUUCGCCAACAGUGCUGUAAAUCCAAUCAUAUACGGUGUAUGCAACCCGCAGUUAAGGGAAGCGUACCGUAAACUGCUUUCACGUAACCUAUGCGUUCGUGAUCAUCGACGCCAAAUAGUGAGCUCGAUCGUAAAUGCCGAUCCCUCGGGUUCAACAUAUCCGACUGACGUCGAAAAUAGAACAUUUUUACCACCACCAGCACUGCCACAUGUUUCAAUAUGA